AUGGUGCGCGUGGUGUCGUUACGCACGGUGAGGCCUCCGCCACGCCCGCGCGAGCGCGUCCUGCUCACCUCCUGGGACGUCGCCAUGCUCUCCACCAACUACAUCAAGAAGGGCCUGCUCUUCCACAAGCCCGCCUCCUCGGCGCUCAACGUCGUCGACCACCUCGCCGCCGCCCUCGCCGACGCGCUCGCCGACUACUACCCCGUCGUCGGCUGCUUCGCCACGGAGCAGCACAAGGACGAGCACACCGGCGCCGUCGUGGGAUGCUCCGUGUCCAUCGACUGCGACGGCCAGGGAGUGGAGAUGCUCCACGCCGUGGCUGAUGGCGUCGCCGUAGCCGAUGUCAUUCCUCCGGACGCCGACGUGCCGGACGUCGUGCAGUACUUCUUCCCGAUGGGAGAUGCGGUCGAGCACGACGGCCACGAGCUCCCGCUCUUCGUCGUCCAGGUCACCGAGCUCGACGACGGCGUUUUCGUCGGGUUCGUGUGUAACCACGUGCUGGCCGACGGCGCCGCCCCGUGGGACUUCCUCAGCGCCUGGGCCGAGAUGCGAGGCUAA
Messenger RNA from Triticum dicoccoides, 558 nucleotides. RefSeq lists its product as uncharacterized. The transcript has a single exon. The record is from RefSeq and is a predicted model, not a curated record. Bases 1 to 558 code for a protein of 185 amino acids. NCBI's taxonomy places the organism in Eukaryota, Viridiplantae, Streptophyta, Magnoliopsida, Poales, Poaceae.